Ostreococcus tauri is the source of this 1377-nucleotide messenger RNA. Its product is annotated as Putative methyltransferase, DUF3321. The transcript has a single exon. The record is from RefSeq and is a predicted model, not a curated record. Bases 1 to 1377 code for a protein of 458 amino acids. NCBI's taxonomy places the organism in Eukaryota, Viridiplantae, Chlorophyta, Mamiellophyceae, Mamiellales, Bathycoccaceae. Gene Ontology annotation, biological process: negative regulation of TORC1 signaling.
AUGACGCGACCGCCGAAACCGCGCGCGAGCGACUCCUUACGCGCGCACGUCCGUCGAAUCUUGCGUCGCUCGAUCGCGAGGUGUUUAAAAAACUCCUCAGAGGCUGAUGAGGGUGAAAUCGCGCGGAAAUUCGGCGGUAGCGUCGAAGAAUUCGGGACGGAUGCGCAGUGCGACGCCAUCGCGCGCGAGCUGUUUUCAAUGUUUAGCGAGCGAUGCGGCGGUGAUGAGGACGAUUCAGAGGUCUUGCGACGAGUCAGAGAGAGUGCGCAUGCGAUUGCUUCGAACGUAGCCGCCGAGCGGCGACGGUGCGCGAACUUGUUCGAGAUAGCGCACCGAGGCGGGAACUUGAGGGACGCGCUCCGGGACGCGCUCGAGCGAGGGGUCGCGGAUCGAGCGCGAGCGAAGUGGCGGAGAGAGGUCAUCGUCGAGCGACAUCGAGCGCUUCGAAGAGAGGCGAAGGCUAUUGAGAAUGGUGACGAGGCUUGGGAGCGAGCGACCGCGACAGAGGCGGGACGGGAGGACAUGCGGGCGUACGCCGAGGCGGCGGCCGAGGUCGGGAACCGCGCAUGGGUCGUGAGCUCGUUGGAGUGGUGCGUGGACGCCGUGGGAGCGUACUUUGGCGAGGCGGGAGUGGGAGUGAUUCGCAAGCGUGCGGUGAAGUUUUCUUGGGCGAUCGCGAACGGGCGCAGGGCGAAGGCGAUAGCGAAGAAGAAUCCGGCGACGUCGCUGGAAGACGCGCGUGAGAGAGUGGCUCUGGAGACGCCAGUCGCGAGCGAAUCGGGUAGAAGUGUCAAGGUCCUGGACGUCGGGUCGUGCUGGGACUACUUUAAUCUUCACUUCAAGGGGCCUUGGCCGGGGACAGUGGAAGCGACGACGCUGGCGUGUGAUUUGAUGCCACGCGUGCCGUCCGUGCUCGAGUGCGAUUGGCUCAGGGUCGCGUUCGAGGACGAAGAUCGCGUCGAGGACGCGAGCGUCGAGGGCGGAUCGAAGCAUCUCGCCGCGGUAAAGACACACGGUGCUGAUGCGCUCGUGUUCAGUCUCGUGCUCAGCUACGUUCCCACGCCGAGGCAGCGGGGAGAGAUGGUGCGUCGAGCGAGACUGGCACUGAAAAAUCGCGGUGCGGGUUUGCUCUUCAUCAUCACCCCGCACUCCACGGAUAAGGGUCACUGUCCGCACAACGCGCUGCCAGUGCUCAAAGAGUGGCGCGAGGUUCUUAACGGAUUGGGUUUCGAGCGCGUGCUUUACGAACGUCAGCGAAGUACGCACUGCCUUGCGUUUAGAACUCUCGGUGAUGGCGACGAAGCGCGCGCCGCCGAGGCGUCACCUCCAGAGCUCCGCAUCGCCUUCGACGCCCAGGUGAACGACGUGAACGAGUAG